Molecule: messenger RNA, 174 nt
Organism: Cyphellophora europaea CBS 101466
Lineage: Eukaryota; Fungi; Ascomycota; Eurotiomycetes; Chaetothyriales; Cyphellophoraceae
Product: histone H3
Exons: 2
Cellular component (GO): nucleosome
Molecular function (GO): structural constituent of chromatin; DNA binding; protein heterodimerization activity
Source: RefSeq, a predicted model, not a curated record
GCUAACCAACAGCGGAUAGGGAGGCAAGCAACUCUUGCUGCCAAGAAUACCACAGGCAAGGUCAAAAAGCCUUGUCGCUAUAAGCCAGGUACAGUCGCACUUAGGGAGAUACAAAGAUACCAGAAAUCAACCGAACUCCUCAUACAAAGACUGCCCUUUAUAAGGCUGGUUUGA